AAACUCUAACUCAAGAGCUUUUAAAAAGUUUAUCUUCCGAAAGAAAGAGAAAGAGGAAAAAUCGAGUAAUUUGUAACCGGAGAAGAAGCGGCUAAGGAAAUGAUAACGAGUUGUAUUGGUUGGGCACCACCGUCAUCUUCGCCGUGUUCUCAUUUUCAACCUAAGCUCCACCAAAUCCAACUAAAACCAUCUUCGUCUUCAUCAUCGCUUUCGUUUUCACGCUCAUUUCCCUCUUUACCAAUCUCAACCACUACUCUCUCUCCCGUAAACCCUACCAAUUUCAACGGUUCGUUCAUUCGAGCUGCUUGGACCCGAAGAUCUCGAGGUGAAGCUGAAAAGAGACCCAACAGGAAAUCAUGGAAGCAGAGAACUGAUAUGUACAUGAGACCGUUUUUAUUAGAUAUUUUCUUCUCAAAAAGAUUCGUUCACGCAAAAGUGACUCACCGGGGAACAAGCAAAGUGAUAUGUGCCGCCACCACAAACGCCAAGGAUCUUCGAAACUCUCUCCCAUCCUUGAUAGAUCCUGAAGCUUGUAGGAUAAUUGGAAAGCUUAUUGCAGAUCGAUCAAAGGAAGCUGAUAUAUAUGCUGUUGCGUACGAACCGAGAAAGAACGAAAGGAUUGAAGGUAGACUAGGAAUCAUCCUUGAUACUGUUAAAGAAAACGGAAUUCUUAUGGUUUGAGCUCAUUCCUGUAAACUUAUGUUGGUUUAGAAAUUGACAUCUUGUAUGUGUUGUUACAAAUUUUAUUUCUGUUAUGUGCACUA
Messenger RNA from Vicia villosa (hairy vetch), 764 nucleotides. RefSeq lists its product as uncharacterized. The record is from RefSeq and is a predicted model, not a curated record. Gene Ontology annotation, biological process: translation. The coding region runs from base 100 to 681 and encodes 193 amino acids. The transcript has 2 exons. NCBI's taxonomy places the organism in Eukaryota, Viridiplantae, Streptophyta, Magnoliopsida, Fabales, Fabaceae. Gene Ontology annotation, molecular function: structural constituent of ribosome; 5S rRNA binding. Gene Ontology annotation, cellular component: ribosome.